AUGGGCCAGAAAGCGUCAAAACCGCGUGCACGUAUGCGCUACCCAUCCCUCGCCGCUCCCCUGAACGGGUCGCACGAGGCAAGCAACAGUGUCUUGCGGACGCCGCAUGAAGCCGUCGCGGUAUUUAUCAGAGGCGGUAGAUUUGCAGCAGCCGUGAGUUUGGCCCAGCAAGUGGUGCAACAGAACAAAAGCCGGUUCGGUUUGGAACAUCCACUCACCUUAUCAGGCAUGUUCAAGCUCGGAAGGGUGCUCCACGGGGAUGGAAGAGUAGAAAAGGCGCUUGGCGUUUUCCAAGAGUUGCUGCCCUUGAACGAAAGGGUGUUUGGACCCCUCCGUGCCUACACGCUUGAGACUCUAGAUGCCAUAUGUGAGGAACUCUGUAACAUGGGUAAGUACGAGCUGUCGCUCGCGCAUCUUGUCGAGGAGAGGCGGCGCUGCGAACAGGCCUUGGGGCCACAGCACGAGCGGACGAUACGAGUCCUAGUCGACAUUGCGAACAUAUCUAAGCUACUGGACAAGACUGACGAAGCGUCUUCGACGUUCUCUUUGGCCCUAGACCGCAGCCAGAGAGGUCUGGGUGAAAGACACGCCCUUACUUUGGCAAUUCUGAAUGACCUCCGCGGGUUGAGGGAGCCAUUGCCACCAAAUCUAGAGGAAAUGAAGGCCCUGCUGCGUCAAAACGGUCUCCCGGUAUCCACUGAGCCUUUUCCUAAUAGUAUAUCAGCCACCUGGCAAGAGACAGUUGCCGAGAAAGAACUACACAUUAUGACGAGCGUUUGCUACGAAGCUUCUAACGCAAUGUCGCUACGGAUGGGACCCCUUAAUGCGGAACUGACGCCUCAGCCACCUGUGCACAUACCCCCUCAUCAUGCCGAUACGAGCAAGGUUAACCUAGGACGUAUAUCAACUCAUGCCCCUCUGGACCAUUCAUUCCAAUCUUUAAUCAAUCGUAGCAUUGAGAUACUGCCUCGAGGUGGAGCCCGCGCUGCUCGGCAAGCGGUCGUCAAACAAACCGCGUUCCUCAAGAGCCUGAAAUCUCUUGACGAGCUCCUCACUGCUAAAGAAAACCCAGUCUGGUUCUUCCAACAUCGAGAGUCAUUCAUGCAGCAAACUACGCUCCAGAGAUGGGACCCAAACUCACUAGAAAGAUAUGUCCUUCUUCCCAUAGACGGUGGAUUCGCAAACUCAGAGGACUGCAUAUUCAUUAGCCAUUACUGGCGAACAAAGUCUCAUCCCGACCCUGAUGGGGAGGACUUGCGGCAACUGCAACAACUGCUCAACGAUGGAUUUUGGAGUAAAUCGACCUUCCUCUGGGUAGACUGGACCUGUCUUCCGCAGUGGGAACGAACUGCACCACAGCAGCAAUACUUCUCACGGGUUCUACCAAGCAUCCCUAGACUUGUUCGGGAUUGUGCAUUCGUGGCGCAAUUCCCCGAAUUCCGGCCCCGUCUUUGGGUCCUCUUUGAAGUUGCUGCGUUUACCUUCAACCGAGCAGAGGCUGUUGGGCUGCCAUGUACCGAUCCUUUCGAAAAGCACCUGCGGCAGAUGAGGCGAGACGGUGUUAGGCUUGUUCUCGAUAGGUACCGCUAUAACUGUACUAACAAAGGUGACCGUGAGUGGGUAAUUCCCUGGCUUGAGAUCCUCCUCGCCUUGCGCAAGACUGUUCCAAGCAUCCAUACACGUCGACAGAUCCUCAACUCAAUCGACAACUCGGCAGUGCGAUCAUGCGUCCACCAGGAAGCGGGAGUGAAAAUCGACAAGGAAAGAGGGUUUCUAGAGGCAAACGGAACAACUUAUCAGUUUAAUCCGCUCCCCGUGGAAGAUGGUAACCCCUGCUCUGUUUCAGAAGUUUGCAUAGCAGGAGACUACGAAAUGCGGCUUGAAAAAGCACUGCGGCGAGCGGACGAGUGUUUUGAUAAUGCAGGUGUAGGAGAAAUUGCGAGAGCAUACGACCGCGCAGGAGAGUAUAAGAUAGCAGAAGGUUUGCACCGGCAGGCUCUGGCAACCCUCGACGAUAUGGUCAACUCUCAUGAUCUAUCUGUCAACUUAGAGUACCAAGAGCAGUAUGAAAAAGCACUGGCACAAUGCCGACGAGACAUGGCUCGACCUGAUACACCAGUCGCACUCCGGCACAAGCUGGCAACGUUGGAACAGAAACGGGGACAUUUCAACAUCUAUUGUAAAUGGAAAUUCCAGCCACUAGAGGCCACUCUGCAGAUGGCAAACCAGCCACGGACCACGACACCUGCGCACACUGUCCGCCAGCCACCCGUCCGGAACGGGCUAAAAAGAUCAUGGCUUCAAAGACUGGAUCAGAGCGUUUGGCGAUGCGAAGAUCCCGUGGUCAUGAAGAGCAUGGAAGAGCGAGGUCUCGAAUUCGAAGAACAGGGACGUUUCUCAGCAGCUCAGCAAAUUCACUGGAGUCUAUUAGGACGCAGGAGGGAAUCACUGGGUCCUUGCCACGUCGAUACUCGGCGCAGCUUAACACAUCUCGCGAGAGCAUUCCGGUUAGCAGGCAACACACAAAAAGCCCAUAUAUUAUAUGGGAUAGCGCUUGCGGUAUGCGACUUCACGCUGAGCCCGUGGCACUCGGAAUCGAGGGCAGUGCUUGGCGACCUAGCGGCAACGGUCUUGCUCCAGGGCAGGCUGGGAGUAGCCAGAGGUUAUUACCGACAACAUCUGGAGCGGACACUGGCGGUAGCGGAAUGGGAUAACCCCGAAGCAUUUGCGCCCAAGUUCUUCCUCCAGGCACUUGUGGGAGAUGGAGAGCUGCAGAUAGUCCAAAAAGGUGAAGCAACGACUGUGGAGAUCCUAGGAUAUUUGCCACAGGACACGGGACCCCCCAACCCCAACCCGGCUGGGGCAGUGGCCGCAAAUGAUACCACGUCGAGUGAAAUGCAAGAGGAGAAUGAAAAUAAUACAGAGGGAGGGGAACAAAGUUCCCGGGCCCAACGAAAGACCGUGCUCAUCCGAGAUUUAGAGAGUACUGACUUCUUGUUGGAGAGAUAUAUUAUUGCUAGGUAG
This is a messenger RNA of Cladophialophora bantiana CBS 173.52, 3024 nucleotides long. RefSeq lists its product as uncharacterized. NCBI's taxonomy places the organism in Eukaryota, Fungi, Ascomycota, Eurotiomycetes, Chaetothyriales, Herpotrichiellaceae. Bases 1 to 3024 code for a protein of 1007 amino acids. The transcript has a single exon. The record is from RefSeq and is a predicted model, not a curated record. Gene Ontology annotation, molecular function: protein binding.